This is a messenger RNA of Trichoplax adhaerens, 375 nucleotides long. RefSeq lists its product as uncharacterized. The coding region runs from base 1 to 375 and encodes 124 amino acids. NCBI's taxonomy places the organism in Eukaryota, Metazoa, Placozoa, Uniplacotomia, Trichoplacea, Trichoplacidae. The transcript has a single exon. The record is from RefSeq and is a predicted model, not a curated record.
AUGGCUUUAUCUCUAGCAAAUGCAGCAAAUGGUGAUUUCUUAAUCGAUUCAGAUGACGACGAUUCAUAUGAAUCAUUAUCUCGUUCAUUAAAUUCUAAUGUUUUCGGUGGAUUCGAAAAAACAAGAUGGGCGAGUAGUUCUAAAGACGACUUUUGUAAGCAUGACGUAGACAAAGUUAUUAAAGAAAGAACUGGAAAAGAACGAGAUUACUUGUUUAAAUGGGCAGAAUCAGACGCAAUUCGGCAAAGGCAGAGAAAAUUGUGGGAUGAUUAUGAAGCUAAUCAAACUAAAUCCGUUUCAAAGUACGAAAUUCCUCCUACUAUAUCUAUUAAAAAACCGAAUCAAAAAGAAACGCAAAAAUCAACUAAAAAAUAG